AGAGGAGUCUCCUCUUACGACCUAAGACUUCAAUAGGGUCUACUCUUCAUAGGUCAUCAGCUGACAGCGUCGCUCAAAGCGCGCGCUUUUGCGAUCAUACAUUCCGCCAUGGUCGCUGUGCCUGCGGUCGUCACCGACGCCUAUGAGCGUCUGGUGGCUGAGUUUGAUAAGCUCAGCACUACGCAGAAGUAUGCAGUUGGCGUCGCUGGUGGCGUUGCGUCGGCAUACCUGGUCGGCUCGUUGCUCUUCAAGAGCAAGUGCGAGAAGUCAAAGCCGUCGACUUUCGAGCUGACGGGAGGCUCCAUCGACUCCGCAAAGGUCAAGGAGGAGUUUGCUGCUUACGCUGAUAGCUAUGGCAAGAACGCGGGCGAGGGCAUUGUUGAUCGUUCGAAGACGGUCCACCUUGUGGACGUCUUCUACAGCCUUGUCACCGAUAUCUAUGAGUGGGGCUGGGGCCAGUCUUUCCACUUCUCUCCCAAGCUGCCAAACAAGGAUUUGCGCGCGUCUGAGGCCGCGCAUGAGGCCCGCGUUGCCGCGCUCCUACGCGUCAAGCCUGGGAUGAAGGUGCUGGACUGCGGCUGCGGUGUUGGUGGUCCCAUGCGCACCAUCGCAUCUGUCAGCGGAGCCCACGUGACCGGCAUCACUAUCAACCAGUAUCAGGUUGACCGUGCCACCCGCCACAAUGAGAAGCAAGGAGUUGCUCCCUUGACGGAGGUCGUCCGCGGCGACUUCCUCAACAUGCCAUUCAAGGAGAACACCUUCGAUGGCGCCUACGCCAUCGAGGCUACUUGCCACGCCCCCAAGCUGGAGGGCGUGUACGGCGAGAUCUUCCGCGUGUUGAAGCCCGGCUCGUACUUUGUGUCGUAUGAGUGGGUCUCCACCGCCAAGUACGACGCCAGCAACCCCGAGCACGUCAAGAUCAUUGACGAGAUCAACUUCGGCAACGGUCUGCCGGAGAUGCGCACCUACAAGGAGGCUGAGGACGCGGGCAAGAACGUUGGCUUCGAGCUGGUCAUGUCCAUGGACCUCGCCACCGCCUCCGUCGUGGCUGGGCCCUGGUACGAGCGGCUGCGCAUGGGCAAGUGCACGCACACCUUCAACCACAUGCUGGUGUCCGCCGUGGACGCCGUGGGUCUGGCGCCCAAGGGCCUCAAGGAGGUGCACCACAUGCUGGUGGAGGUGGCCAAGAGCCUCAUCCAGGGUGGCGAGACCGGCGUCUUCACGCCCAUGCACCUGCUGCUCUUCCGCAAGCCCGCGCCCGGCGAGAAGAAGAAGUAAAGGGCGAAAGUAAACUCCCUUGGAAAGGAGGGGUUAGGAAACGGUUGCGGAAUGGUUGCAGAUACUGCGGGGGUCGUUUGGUGGGGUCUUGCCCAGUGACGCUUCUUUGCAGGUGUGUGUGACUUGCGGGUGGACGCUUGAACUUGAGGGGCGUUGCGCGCUACUCCGGCUGUGCGCUGCUAUUAUCAAAAAUGUUUAUGGCGCGUGGAGUGGACGCGAGUAUAUAUUUUGCUGCUUUAUUGUUUUGGAAGAUGCUGAAUGGGGCUUAUCUUGUUACGCUCCCUCGUGUCAUGCAGGGCCGUCUGCGGUCCCCCUACUUGAUUGGGCUUCCCUUACUCAUGCCUAACAAAUGACACAUGCGUAUUAUUUGUCUCCGGUUGCCGGCAAAGGGGAUCAGCUAUGAGCGUUGCCCCUUGGUCUCUGUUGCAGCUUGGGACUGUGGGGGGGCUCCUAACGGCAAAACUUACAGCUUCUGCAAGCUGUGGGCAGGUUGUCGUAUUUUUUAAAACUGUUCAACCGUUGACAACGUCGUUCCAAUGGAGCCGGGUCGCGUGCUGCGCUCAUUUGCGGUUGUAGGAGAAAGCAAUGACGAGCGUGCGCGGUGCAGUCACUUCACUGCUUGUAGUUGAAAUAUGGCGGGAGUCCAUUCUGGCACUUUGAUUCCAUACAGUUGCCGUUUCUCGCGCGGCAGCUGCAGACUUCAAUGUAAGGCCGAUAAGUCCGUCCA
Molecule: messenger RNA, 2005 nt
Organism: Astrephomene gubernaculifera
Lineage: Eukaryota; Viridiplantae; Chlorophyta; Chlorophyceae; Chlamydomonadales; Astrephomenaceae
Source: the annotation of a GenBank genome assembly